AUGGACCACCCUCAACACCAGACCAUGGGCCCGGACAUGGACAAGCUCGACAAGCUUGACCAGCUUGAACGCUCCGAGCCGUUGCCGGCUCUUGUGCGUGCCCCGCUUGCCGAGCUGGAAAGCCACGAGCGCCACAAGUACAACUCUGCCACCAAGCUCUCGGCCAUCUUCACCGUCGUCUUCUCUGGCAUUGCCCUGAUCAGUGACGGCUACAAUGCAGCCGUCAUUGGAAACAUCAACCUGUUGCUCAAGGAGCGUGAGUUGGAGACAUUCCAUCUGAACGCAUUGUCUGACCCCAAAGUCUACCCGGACACGUACACGUCCAUUCUCAAGACACGCAUCUCAAACUCGUUUUUCAUUGGUGAAAUCGUCGGCAUGUUGCUGUUUGGAGCUCUCAUUGACCGCGUGGGCCGCAAAUUCGGCGUGGUCGCCACCACCUGUAUGCUCAUCCUCGGCAUCAUCCUCAGCGCGGCAGCACACGGCACGACCGAUUUCGGCAUGUUCUGGAUGCUCAUCGUUGGCCGUGGGCUCGCGGGUGUUGGCGCCGGCGGCGAAUAUCCUGUCUGUGGCACGAGUUCGAUCGAGGCUGCCGACGAGACUCAGCAUGUGCGCAAGCACCGCGGCUUCCUCAUCGCGACCGUCGGCGACUUUGCCAUCGACUUUGGGUUCGUCCUCGCUGGUAUCGUCAUCUUGAUCGUCCUCAAGUGCUACGGCGUCACGGUCCACUCGACGGGGACACAUGGGUUUGCGGGCACGUGGCGUAUCUGCCUCGCGCUGGGUCUCGUCCCCCCGCUUGCCGUGUUCUACUUUCGCCUGCGCAUGCUCAACUCGACUGCCUACCGCAACAAUGCCAUGAAGGGCGCCGCACUCAACGUCAAGGUGUUCUACCUCGCUGGCAAGCGCUAUUGGCGCCGGAUGAUUGGCACUUGCCUGUGUUGGUUCCUGUACGACUUUUGCUCGUACCCCUUUGGCAUCUUCUCGAGCACCAUCGUGUCGCAGCUCAACCCCGAGAACACCAUCAUCCAGAACAUUGGCUGGGGGACGCUCAUCAACGACUUCCUGCUCCCCGGCUGCCUUAUUGGCGGUGUGCUCAUGGACAAGAUUGGCCGCAAGAAGACACAGGCGCUCGGCUUCUUUGUGCAAGGCAUCAUCGGCAUGAUCCUCGGCGGCGUCCUCUCCAAGAUCCAGUACCACCCGGGCGGCUUCAUCGUCAUGUACGGCAUCUUCCUCGCUGCCGCCGAGGCCGGGCCGGGCGUGGCCACCAUCCUCAUCUCGGGCGAGGUGUACCCCACCGCGCUCCGCGGCCACAUGUUGGGCUUCUCAGCUGCGUGGGGCAAGGCCGGUGCGGCUAUUGGCACCCAGGUGUUCACGCCCAUCCAGAACGCGUUCAGCGACGAGUUCAAGGGCCAGCAGGCCGUCUUCCUCAUCGGCUCGGCCGUGUCGAUCCUCGGCGCCAUGCUCACGUACGCCUGUAUCCCCGACAUGUCCGAGACCUUGGAGGACGAGGACGAGGCGUGGAGGCUGUACCUCGAGGAGAAUGGGAUCGACACCAGGAGCAUGGGCGAGCCGAUCGAGGCAAGCGCAAGCGGCACCGUGGUCAAGGUGAUCGAGGACAGGGAGUAA
This is a messenger RNA of Apiotrichum porosum, 1623 nucleotides long. RefSeq lists its product as uncharacterized. The transcript is spliced from 3 exons. The record is from RefSeq and is a predicted model, not a curated record. Bases 1 to 1623 code for a protein of 540 amino acids. Gene Ontology annotation, molecular function: carboxylic acid transmembrane transporter activity. Gene Ontology annotation, cellular component: plasma membrane. Gene Ontology annotation, biological process: carboxylic acid transport; transmembrane transport. Lineage: Eukaryota; Fungi; Basidiomycota; Tremellomycetes; Trichosporonales; Trichosporonaceae.